AUGUCACUAAAUAUCUCAUCAGCCGAGGAGCUGAGUCAAGGAGCCGAGGUUAAUAAGGAUGAUAAUGAGGGUUGGACUGCAUUACAACUAGCUGCACAAAAUGGUCAUCUUAAUGUCACCAACUACCUGAUCAGUCAAGGAGCUGCAGUCAAUGAGAGCAGCAAUGGUGGUUCGACCCCAUUACAACUAGCCGCACAGAAUGGUCAUCUUGAUGUCACCGAAUGUCUGUUAAGUCAAGGGGCUGAAGUGAAUAAAGAUAAUAGGGGUUUUACCCCAUUACAUCUUGCUGCACUGAAUGCUCACCUUGAUGUCGCUAAAUAUCUCAUCAGUCGAGGAGCCGAGGUGAAUAAGGGCGGAAAUCUUAAUGUGACCCCGCUACGUUUAGCUGCACAGAAGAAUCAUCUUGAUGUCACCAAAUUUCCGAUAAGUCGAGGAGCUGAGGUGAAUAAAGAUGAUAAUGAUGGCUCGACCCCAUUACAACUAGCCGCACAGAAAGCUGCAUUUAGUGGUCAUCUUGAAGUCACCAACUACCUGAUCAGUCAAGGAGCUGCAGUCAAUGAGAGCAGCAAUGAUGGUUCGACCCCAUUACAACUAGCUGCACAGAAUGGUCAUCUUGAUGUCACUAAAUGUCUGAUAAGUCAGGGAGCUGCAGUCAAUGAGAGCAGCAAUGAUGGUAGGACCCCAUUACAACUAGCCGCACAGAAUGGUCAUCUUGAUGUCACGAAAGACCUAAUCAGUCAAUGUGCUGACUUUGAAAAGACCGAUUAUGAUGGUUGGACUGCAUUACAUUCAGCUGCUAAUGAAGGACAUCUUGAUGUUGUCACAGAAUUAAUCAGUCAAGGUGCUGAUGUUGAUAAGGCUAAUGACAAAGGAUGGUCAGCCUUAUACCUUGCCGCAGCUGCUGGUCAUGUUCGUGUUUCAAGUGCUUUGCUUAGUCAGCAAGCUGAACUGGCCGAAGCAAAUAUAAUUCAUUGGACGGAGUUUCAUACCGCUGCAGAGAGAGGCGAUCUUGAUGCCAUGAAAGAUCAAGUAAGACAAGGAGCCGAGCUAGAUAAAGCUGGUUCUUUUGGUUGGACAGCCUUACACAUCUCAGCAAGUAAUGGACACCUUGGUAUGACAAAAUAUUUGCUAAGUCAAGGAGCUGAUGUGAAUUCUAGCAAUGCCUUUGGUAGGUGUGCCUUGCAUAGUGCCUCAGAGAAAGGCAACUUGGAUCUCGUGGAAUAUCUGAUUAGUGAAGGGGCCGAUAUGAAUACAGGAAAUGACUUUGGGGUGACUGCCCUACAUUUUGCAUCAGAGUCUGGCCAUUUAGAUAUCGUCGAAUCCCUAAUCGGUCAUGGAGUUGAGGCAGAUACUUGCGACGCAGAUGGAAUCACUGCUCUCCAUUAUGCUUUAUAUGCCGGUGAGAUCGACAUUACGAAGUAUCUGCUCAGCCAAGGCUCUGAAUUGAAUAAAAGAAGUGUGCGUGACUCUGUCAUCUUACAGUUUGAUGGACAGUAUGGUCACUAUGAUGUUGUGCGAUGUGUGCACAGUCGAGUCGAUCGUGUAGUAAGCAGACUCGUUAAUUCUCUCACUGUCUUUAGAGGUGCCCUAGAAAGUGAUCUUGGUAGAAGCAAAUAUCGAGAUGGCGACGAGGAUAACACAGUUCAAGGUGGGAUUGUUAUUGUGCAUAUGCCACUAAGAUCGUCUGAUCUUGACAUUCAAGAUCUUCUUGUAAGUCAAGGAGGCAGAACAGUUGGUCGCACGUCAUUACAAUAUGCUACAGAGGGUGGCUGUCUUGCAGUUGUUCGGUAUCUGAUUAGCCAAGGAGCUGAUGUGAAUGAAAGCAACAAUGCUGGCUGGACGGCUCUUCACUUUGCUGCGCAAGUGGGUCAUCUUCAUAUUGUAGAUUAUCUACUUGGACAAGGAGCUGAAGUAUCUAAAGGGGGUGUUGAUGGUAUCUCUCCUUUACAUGUUGCUGCAUUUAUUGGCUGUUAUGACGUUACUGAGCAUUUGCUUAGGCAAGGAGCAAAGGUCAACGAAGUCACCAAAGAGAAAGGUUCAACAGCCCUACAUGUCGGAGUGCAGAACGGGCAUCUUGAUAUCACAAAAUGUUUGCUCAACCACGAAGCCGAAAUUGAUGCGACAGACAAUGACGGUUGGACUUCCUUGCACAUCGCUGCUCAGAACGGUUACAUCGAUGUCAUGGAGUGUCUACUACAGCAACUUGCAGAUGUAAGCAAGGUUACCAAGAAGGGAUCAUCUGCAUUGCAUUUGUCUGCUGCAAAUGGACAUACCCAUGUCACAAGAUAUCUUUUGGAGCAUGGAGCUGAAGUGAAUCUGAGUAAACCUGAUCAGACUGCGUUGCACGUCGCUGCAGAACAAGACCAAGUUCUUGGACAACAUGCUGAAAAAGGCUGCACAGCAGUUCAUUUAGCCACGCAAAAUGGCUACACCUCCAUCAUCGAGAUAUUAGUUUCUCAUGGCGCUGAUCUCAACCUCCAGUCCAUAGACGGACAGACCUGUCUUCAUGAAGCCAUCAGACUUUCCGGUCGGAAGGACAGCAAAGUUGAAGCAACACCAGCACUCAAAAAGAUCUCAGAAGACUUCUAUCAGAAUGAAUUGUCUCCAAGGAAGGCCCUUGUCUUAUAUCUCUUGGACCACGGAGCAAAGCCGGACAUCAAGGAUAACCAAGGCAACCUACCAGUCCACUAUGCCAAGGAUGAAAUCAUUCGCCAUAUGAUAUUCUCAAGAGCUUAUCGAGCUGAAGAAUCGGCACCACCAGUGGUCAACGCCGUCUCUGCAAAGGUUGGAUAUGAGGGUAAAGAGCUCAAACUAGAACACCAUGGCAUUUCAAUGGCUAUUCCACCUGGGUCUGUGGGACAGAACGAUUCUUGCAAGAUCACUCUCACCCUUGUGAGAGACCUCCCCAGUAUUGUCAUCCAAGAUGACACACCAAUGGCAGCCUACGGGAUCAGAUGUGACCCUCCAAAUAUGGACUUCCACCGACCUGUUAAGAUCAGGAUACCACAUUUCACCUUGGUCACCAACCCGGGGCAAGUGAUACCAGACAUCGUCUCCCAUAUUUGGGAUACAAGAAAGGGUUUACCAAUAGUUUCGAGGACAAAAUCAUCUGCUGCACCUGACAGAUGGCCGUACUGCAAAGUCCUGGAGAAACAUCUUGAGCUGCAGAUCGAUCACUGUGCCGAGUGGUGGGUUCUUAUCCCUCUUGAGCAACAGAUCAUCCAGCUUCGAUUCGUGUGUACCCCAUUUGUACCAGACAAGAUUGAACGAGGCAAAGAGUUUGAUGUUCAUCUCCACCUGAAUGCAGAUAUCCCGGGCAUAGAAAUGGAGGUUCAAACGGAGGAGAAGCAGAAGUCCUACCAUAAUGCCCAUCGCUCCUUUCCGAUCUCUAUCGAAGCUAAAUCCGGUGACAUUUCAGUGGCUUGUGAAGGCAAGAUGAGCAACACUAAGCUACUUUAUUUGAAGGAUAUCCAGAACCAAAUGCGACACAGCGUAUUGCUAUCAAUGACCCCUGGCGAGGAUGAUGCAGAAUUCUCAGUCAUUUACGUGACGAUAUCACAAGCUGGAAGACUAGGCCAGAGGUCUCAAUCGUUGGCGUUCGUCAUCAGAUACACAGUCCAGAAGGCUGUGGAGGAGCUCUCCGGCAGUGACCUUGCCGACACUGAUGUCAUCACGAUAUCCCAGAUGAUGACGGUGAACCAGUACUAUGAUUUGGGAGUGGCUCUUGGUUUCACCAUACAACAGUUGAAUUCCAUAGAGUACAGGAGAUUCAGAGACAGACAGCAGGCCAUCCAAGACAUGCUGGUGACAUGGAGAAAGAGACAGACCUCCGGCCAAGAAGCGAAGGAAACACUUCGCUCACUCAUGAAAUCUUUGGACUCGCCAGCCGAACAGAGGGAGAUAUCAGGUUAG
Messenger RNA from Strongylocentrotus purpuratus (purple sea urchin), 3912 nucleotides. Its product is annotated as ankyrin-3-like. Gene Ontology annotation, molecular function: RNA nuclease activity; RNA binding; protein binding. The record is from RefSeq and is a predicted model, not a curated record. The transcript has 12 exons. Lineage: Eukaryota; Metazoa; Echinodermata; Echinoidea; Camarodonta; Strongylocentrotidae. Bases 1 to 3912 code for a protein of 1303 amino acids. Gene Ontology annotation, biological process: signal transduction; RNA processing.